This is a messenger RNA of Carica papaya (papaya), 2791 nucleotides long. RefSeq names its product acetyl-coenzyme A carboxylase carboxyl transferase subunit alpha, chloroplastic-like. Gene Ontology annotation, cellular component: acetyl-CoA carboxylase complex. The record is from RefSeq and is a predicted model, not a curated record. Gene Ontology annotation, biological process: fatty acid biosynthetic process. Gene Ontology annotation, molecular function: carboxyl- or carbamoyltransferase activity; acetyl-CoA carboxylase activity. Lineage: Eukaryota; Viridiplantae; Streptophyta; Magnoliopsida; Brassicales; Caricaceae.
CCAUUUUACUCGGAUUACCGCACAAAGCGUGAAAGGAGAAUGUAUGGCAUGUUAAUGCUUCCUAUCGAUGGAAGACGUUUUUACGCAGCAGAGAAGCGAUAUAUGAACCGUUGGUUUCCCACUCCUCUGUUUGCUCCUCAUAAACCCUAAUUCGUGACGCACAAGCUUCAUUUAGAGCUGACUUGGGGUUCAUUGUACUCUAUUCUGUUAAUGGUUGGGAGCUCCAGGGACGUUCCUGACUUCUAAGGUUCCAGAACUUGGUCUAAGUUCAGUGGAAUGCAGCACAUGAAGAUGUCAAUGACAGAAUUACUCAUUUCUUGAUUGUAUGUUGACUAUUGAGAUGGCUACUUUGUCAUUGGUAGCUGGAAAUUGUAGGAAAGGAAGUGAAAAUUGGGGUUUUGAAUUUGGCUUACCUUCAUAUUUUAGCAAGGAUAUUUUUGGUUGUGAUUUACCUAAGAUUUCAUCUAGAGGAGUAAAUGGAUACUGGGCAAGGACUUUGAAAGGCCAUGGUAGUAGAAGUAAUAACAGGUUUCGUGUAGUUGCAAGAUUGAAGAAAGCUAAGAAGCAUGAUUACCCUUGGCCUGAUGAUAUUGAUCCAAAUAUCACCAGUGGACACUUGGCUUAUCUUUCUUCCUUCAAGCCUCUGUCUGAUAAACCAAAACCAGUGACUCUUCCCUUUGAAAAGCCACUUGUUGAUCUGGAGAGAAAGAUUAUUGAGGUGAGGAGAAUGGCUGAUGAGACUGGCCUAGACUUUAGUGACCAAAUAGGUGCUUUGGAAAACAAGUAUCAACAGGCACUAAAGGAUUUGUACACACAUUUAACACCCAUUCAACGACUAUCCAUUGCCCGGCAUCCCAACAGACCAACAGUUCUUGAUCAUAUAUUGAAUAUCACAGAAAAGUGGGUGGAACUCCAUGGAGAUCGUGCAGGGUAUGAUGAUCCAGCUAUUGUAACUGGUAUUGGGAGCAUUGAUGGCAAGAACUACAUGUUUAUAGGCCAUCAGAAAGGUAGGAACACAAAGGAGAACAUCUCCCGCAAUUUUGCAAUGCCAACUCCUCAUGGAUACCGGAAGGCCUUACGUAUGAUGAAGUACGCUGAUCAUCAUGGUUUUCCUAUCGUAACAUUUGUUGACACUCCCGGGGCAUUUGCUGAUCUCAAAUCUGAGGAGCUUGGUCAAGGUGAAGCCAUAGCCUAUAAUUUGAGGGCUAUGUUUGGCUUCAAAGUGCCUAUUAUAUCAGUUGUGACUGGUGAAGGUGGUUCUGGUGGAGCUCUAGCCAUAGCUUGUGCCAACAAAUUAUUUAUGCUUGAAAACUCCGCUUUCUAUGUUGCAAGUCCUGAAGCAUGUGCCGCAAUCUUGUGGAAAUCUUCCCAGGCAGCUCCUAAGGCUGCUGAAAAACUAAGAAUAACAGCACAAGAACAUUACAGACUCAAAAUUGCUGAUGGUAUAAUACCUGAGCCUCUAGGUGGUGCACAUACAGAUCCUUUCUGGACUUCCCAGCAAAUUAAGCUUGCAGUCUCUCAGGCCAUGGAAGAACUGACAAAUAUGGACACGGAAGACCUGCUCCGCCACAGGAUGCUAAAAUUUCGGUCAAUUGGGGGAUUCCAGGAAGGCAUCCCUGUGGACCCGGAGAGAAAACGGAACAUGAAGCCUUCUGAGGUCAACAUGCUUAAGGCUGCUGAUUUAGAGUCAGAGCUUGAGAACCUAAAAGGGAAGAUUUUAGAUGCAAAGGUGCCAUAUGAUCCAAUCACUACCCAGGCAAUUGAAAAGCUCAAGGAAGAUGUAGAUAAGGAGAUUACUAAAGCAUUCAUUUCAAUGGGCUUGCAAGAGGAACUCAAAUCACUUAAGUUGGAGUUAUCAAGACUCCCAGAUCAACCACUUAAUCCCAAUUUGCAGGCGAAAGUGGAGAAAAUAAUGCAGAAGUUUAAACAAAAUUUGUUGCGGCCAGGGGCUUAUCUGGGUUUAAAACAGAAGCUUGAAAAGCUAAACACGGUUAGCAGGGUCAUUGAGGCGAAAGAGAGAAGUGAGAAACUGAAAGCUGAAAUUAAUAAGCAAGUUCCAGCUGAGGUUAAGACAAAACUGGAACAUCUGAGAGCUGCUCAAGAGAAGGUGUCAGAAGGAGAUUCAUUGGAUAAGGAUCUCCUAGAGGAAGUAGUUAACACUAAAAAAGAGCUGAUGGAGGUUUUGAAGUCAGCUAACCUGGAAAUUGUUGGGUUGACUAACAGGAAGAUGUCAACUCUGCCUUCAGAAUUGCAUGAGAAGAUAGCAAAUGUGAACAAAGAGAUUUCCCAUGAAAUCGAGAGAGCGAUAAACGUUUCAGGUCUUCGUGGGAGAAUAGAGGAGUUGAAGGCAGAGAUAGCUAGAGGGUCUAGUUCAGAGAAAGUAGAAAAAAUGGAAGCAGAGAUCAGAAAAGAUAUCCUUUCUGCUUUAGAUAUCACCGGAUUGAAGGAGAAGCUUGAGAAUAUAAGAAUGGAAUCGGCAUCCUCCUCAGGAAAUGGUAUUGAAGAAAAGACAGUUGCUGAAAAUGGAAGAUGGUAAAACACAACUUACUGUCGUAGAGGAGGAGAAAUAUAGUAUAUCCAUGCAGUUUCAUAAUGCUGGACCAAUCUAUGUACUGUCUCAAUACUUAUUUGUUUUUUGCAUAUGAUUUCCUCGUGUAUAUAUAUAUAUAUGUAUUCAAUAUUUAUUUUCAUCUGCUUUGCAGUCGGAUUCUAAGAAAGAGUCCAUCAGUUUAUAUUCUAUAGCGUAUACAGUCGGAGAAUGUCAUGUUGUAGGUGGGCAAAUUGAGUAAAA